Molecule: messenger RNA, 1626 nt
Organism: Cuculus canorus (common cuckoo)
Lineage: Eukaryota; Metazoa; Chordata; Aves; Cuculiformes; Cuculidae
Gene: REEP4
Product: receptor accessory protein 4
Exons: 8
Coding region: 152-937 (261 amino acids)
Biological process (GO): endoplasmic reticulum tubular network organization
Cellular component (GO): endoplasmic reticulum membrane; endoplasmic reticulum tubular network; cytoplasmic microtubule
Molecular function (GO): microtubule binding
Source: RefSeq, a predicted model, not a curated record
CUUUAAGAGCGAUGGGGUCCACGGGGACUUUGGGUGCUUGCGCGGAGGCUGCAAUAUUCAAGUUGUUGCGUUCACGCCGGGGGAAGGGCGGGCGAUUUGGGAGGUUUUUAAGGGAUUUGCUCAGCUUGGGGCAACGGCUUCGCCUGCAACCAUGGUGUCCUGGCUGCUCAGCAGGUUGAUUGUGCUGCUUUUUGGGAUGCUCUACCCUGCCUACGCUUCCUACAAGGCUGUGAAGUCCAAAAACAUCCGGGAAUACGUCCGCUGGAUGAUGUACUGGAUCAUCUUUGCACUCUUCAUGGCCACGGAGACCUUCACAGACCUUCUCAUCUCCUGGUUUCCCUUCUACUACGAGAUCAAGAUGGCCUUUGUCAUCUGGCUGCUCUCCCCCUACACCCGUGGUGCCAGCCUGCUCUACCGCAAAUUUGUGCACCCCACGCUGUCCCGCAGGGAGAAGGAGAUUGACGCCUACAUCAUCCGGGCCAGGGAGCACAGCUACGAGACAGUGGUUCGCUUCGGCAAGAGGGGCCUCAACAUAGCAGCCACUGCUGCGGUCCAAGCGGCCACCAAGAGCCAGGGUGUCCUGGUCGGACGGCUCCGCAGCUUCAGCAUGCAGGACCUGCGCUCCAUCCCUGAUGAUGCCCCCGUGCUCUACCAGGACCCCCUGUACCUGGAGGAGGAGGAAAGCCGUCAGCAGCUGCUGGCCUACAGCACGCCCUCGGUGAGGCGGCAGUAUGCGAGUGAGACGGAGGAUGAGGAGCUCUUGUCGGACUCGCAGCUCUCACCUGAGCCUUCAUCGCGUGCCUGGACCUCCAAAUCCCUUGCUCGCAGCCAGAGCCUUCACGGAGCAAGGAAGAAGUCUGCCAAGGAGGGUUCUUCCCGACUCUUGCGCAGCCGGAUCAGGAAGAAAGGAGUGGCUUCAUUGGAGCAGGACAGCUGAUGGCCCUGAGAAAACCCUUUGCCAAGAGUCCUAACACAGGUUUGCUGCUGCAGCAGCAGGAGAGAGCGACGGUUGGAGCAUCCCUCUUGCCUUACACUGUAAAUGCCUUCUCUGACCUCUGGGCACCUCUGUCUGCCUCGGGGAGGGCAGGGCAGCCGGUCCCCAAGCUGCUGCUGCCUAUGCCUCCUCCUGGACUCCAUUGCUGUGGGUCUUUGGGGGUGCCUGAAUCACUACAGGCUUUGCAGGUGAGCCCCGACCUUGGCUCAGCAUUGCUGUGGGCCCCCCCUCCCCCUCCUGCUGCCAUGGUGCCUUAUUCCUGACAUCCCCUUUCCCCUGGGAGCUGGUGAAGGGCUGUGCCUCGUCCCAUCUCUCCUCUGAAGCCGAAGAUGCAGCCCCUGGCCAGACACCCACAUGCGUGGUCAGACUGACAGCCCCAGACUUGAAACCAGGGUGCUGGUGCCUGAGAGUGCCCUGGCUGGCACCACACGGCUUUUAAUGUUCUCCCCUCCCAGAUAGCGUUUUUUACAUGGAAAAAUAAACAUUAUUUCAGUCUUUCAGAAGCAGGAGUCAUCCCCUUUGCCUAAAUUCUGUCCCCUUCCCUGGAAGUUGGGGCUGUGGGGGAGCCUGCAGGGUGCAUGGGGUGGUGGAAGGGUGCAGUGCUUGGUCUCUGUGGGGUGCAGUGCUGUGGG